Molecule: messenger RNA, 1773 nt
Organism: Aspergillus fischeri NRRL 181
Lineage: Eukaryota; Fungi; Ascomycota; Eurotiomycetes; Eurotiales; Aspergillaceae
Product: prefoldin-like protein
Exons: 1
Coding region: 1-1773 (590 amino acids)
Biological process (GO): negative regulation of transcription by RNA polymerase II; negative regulation of phosphatase activity
Molecular function (GO): chromatin binding; phosphatase inhibitor activity; transcription corepressor activity
Source: RefSeq, a predicted model, not a curated record
AUGGGCGUGCCAGACAGCCACUUACAAGACCUCGAGCGUCAGCGCCUCGAACUCGAAGACAAUAUCUUGAAACUCCAGGAGUCGUUGUAUCAUUGGCGGACAUGGGAGGCCGAGUACGACGGGUUGAAGGAGGAAAUCGGCAAUCUAGACGACGAUGCUACGACGAGCGAUUUUCUCCGGAUAUGCCGCAACUUCGGCGGGUCGCUGGUCAAUGAAGACGAGGUCAAGGUGAUUCUGGGCGAGAAACAAGGCGUGACACGAUCGAGGCAACAAGUUAUCGAUUUGAUAUCGAGGCGGAUUGACUACGCGAAGGAAAAUGUUGCGACGAUGGAAAAGAGGCUGCGCAAAGCAGAGUCUCAGCUUUAUGCGCUGGAAACUUCCGAACAACUUCCCUCAGAACCUACUGCAGAUUUUCAAAUGACGGAGAUCAUGGAGGAGCUCGAUGACGAUGGUAAUGUGAUUUCGAGCUCAACCUCGACGCCUGGGAAUCAGGCCCCGGAACUCCUGGAAAUUCUGAAAAAAGCUGGUGUGAAGGACAUACCAGAGGUUCCGAAGCGGAAAGGCACAGAAAAUGCUGCACGACCUGUUAAUGCUGAGGAUGAUCGGGCUGGUAGGGCCGUAGAAAUCCAGGCUCCUGGCCCCCAGGAUCACCAGGCCGAAAAACAGGAUGAGAGAGUCACACCUUCAAAAUUGCAAGCGGAGACGCAAGAGGAGCAGCCUAUCACUGAUAUCGAUGAGCCGCCGGAAGACGCAGAACUACGCCGUGAGAUGCUACGAUACAGCUUGGAUGAGGUCGGAGCUGUCGUUGCCGAGCUUGAGCUAGACGAAGAUGCGGACGAAGUCUCUGUUGACGAAGAAUAUGACUAUGAUGACGAUGAGGAAGAGGAAGAAGACGAAUUUGGAAGGACGCGUCCUGUCCUGGACGAAGACUAUCAUCGGCAGAUGCGGGAGCUGGAGAAGAAGUUGAACGCCAAGGGCUUGUGGAACGUGGGCAAAGAUACCACUUCCCUUCCAGAGGAUAUUCAGAAGGAGCUUGAACGACCUGCUGUUGUUCGCAUCGAGAAAUCCGACGAUUCUGUUGAUACGGCAGUGAAGGAGAACAAGCCGAAGAAAAAGGUUGCUUUCGCCGAAGAGCUGGAUAUUGCUCCGGCCCCUAAACCUGCUGUUCCCGAGAAGAAGACUCUUCCACCCAAGCAGCCUGAAGUGCCCACAAUGGCGGACUCAAUUGUUGAACGCACCCAGCAGGACGGGAAGACACCAGCGGCAAGUAGCGGUCCAAAGAAGGCCUCGCGCUUCAAGAGUGCCAGGAAAGCAACCACGGAAGAGAUACCCAGCGUCGUUCCUCCGACCAACGGCAUCCGAGCCUCAGAUCCCCGCCCAUCCCAUCGCAAGCCCGCGGCCCCAACACCAGAUUCCAUUCCUCUCUUCCCCGCCAAACCAAGGCAACCCAAACCAUUCUCACAACCAAUUUCAGACAUCAUUGAAAAGCCAACCCCGCCACCUCAACCCGAAGGUACGGAGGGGAAAAUCCUCGCAGACACCCUUGUCGAGCGAACCGUCUCAGAAGGAGCCGCCGUCGCCCCCGAACCAGACGAGCUCGACGAGCAGCUGCACAGGAAAGAAAUCGCGACGGAGUUCUACAGGAUGCGAAACCGGAAGAUCCAGCAGAACGGUGGGUUCGUGGACGACGAGCCUGAGAUGGUUCCCAUAGACACCGAUGAAGCCCCCAAGCGCGUGAGCAAGUUCAAAGCCGCGCGGAUGAGGCAAUCAUAG